GUGGGAGGGCCCAUAGCUUCCGUGGCUGAGACGAGCUGGCGGCAGCCGUGUCUGUGGUGCCCUCGGCGGCGGCGCGAGCGACCGUCCCGUCCUCCCCAUCCCCUCGGCUCCACUCGCCACACGCCCUCCGCCCGCACCGACUUCUCCCCAGCUCCGCGCGCCCUGGCUGGACGUUGAGUCUCGAGAGGAGACGCGCGCGGCGAGAGCUGGAGCGGGGACCGCCGCGGAGCCCCGGCCGGCGGAGAGCUAGGCGAGAUUGAAGGGUAUGGUUGGCAUGGAUUGAAUUUCAUCUGUCUUUGGGACUUGUGAACAAGUGGGGAAGAGGAAAACCUUGGAUGACUGAUUCCUUGUAGAAUGAUCCUGGACAAUCUUAAAACUUGAAGUCAGCAAAGGCCAUAGCUCCAUGGAGCUUCCUGAAAAAAUUGCUUGGGAGUUUGCCAUCACGAAAGCCAAGGUGGAUUUUUCCGGUGUAGUGUGCCUGCCCCCUUCCGUCAUCGCGGUGAAUGGGCUGGACGGAGGAGGGGCUGGCGAAAAUGACGAUGAACCGGCUCUGGUGUCCUUGUCUGCGGCCCCCAGCCCCCAGAGUGAAGCUGUUGCCAAUGAGCUGCAGGAGCUCUCCUUGCAGCCCGAGCUGACCCUAGGCCUCAACGCUGGCAGGAGUCCCAACUUGCCUCCCCUUAGUGAGCGGAAGAAUGUGCUGCAGUUGAAGCUCCAGCAGCGCCGGACUCGGGAAGAACUGGUGAGCCAAGGGAUCAUGCCUCCUUUGAAAAGUCCAGCUGCAUUUCAUGAGCAGAGAAGGAGCUUGGAGCGGGCCAGGACAGAGGACUACCUGAAACGGAAGAUUCGUUCCCGGCCGGAGAGAUCGGAGCUGGUCAGGAUGCACAUUUUGGAAGAGACCUCGGCAGAGCCUUCGCUCCAGGCCAAGCAGCUAAAGCUGAAGAGAGCCAGACUGGCUGAUGACCUCAAUGAGAAGAUUGCACAGAGGCCUGGUCCCAUGGAGCUGGUGGAGAAGAAUAUCCUGCCUGUGGAGUCCAGCUUGAAAGAGGCCAUCAUCGUGGGCCAGGUGAAUUACCCGAAAGUGGCGGAUAGCUCUUCCUUCGAUGAGGACAGCAGCGAUGCCUUAUCCCCUGAGCAGCCUGCCAGCCAUGAGUCCCAGGGCUCAGUGCCAUCACCCCUGGAAGCCCGGGUCAGCGAGCCACUGCCCAGUGCCUCCUCUGUAUCCCCCACUCAGGUCGUGUCUCAACCCCCCGUGGGCGCGGAUUCCGGAGAGACGCUUCUGGCAGAGCAGCCUCCUCUGCCCCCCAACCUCGCCAACGGAACCGUGGCCCCCACUGCCAAGCCCGCCCCCACGCUCAUUAAGCAAAGCCAACCCAAGGCUGCUGGUGAGAAGUCGCAGCGCAGCAAGAAAGCCAAGGAGCUGAAGCCAAAGGUCAAGAAGCUCAAGUACCACCAGUACAUCCCCCCGGACCAAAAGCAGGACAAGGGGGCGCCGCCCAUGGACUCGUCCUACGCCAAGAUCCUGCAGCAGCAACAGCUCUUCCUGCAGCUGCAGAUCCUCAACCAGCAGCAGCAGCAGCACUACAACUACCAGACCAUCCUGCCCGCCCCGCCCAAGCCAGCAGGCGAAGCUCUGGGAAGCAGCGGGGCCCCCCAGAUGCGCAGCCUCUCUGCUGCCAAUAGUAGCUUGAGCUCGGGCGCCUCUGUGCCCAGUGGGCUGGCUCGUCAGAACAGCACCUCAUUGACUGGCAAGCCAGGAGCUUUGCCUGCCAACCUGGAUGACAUGAAGGUGGCAGAGCUGAAGCAGGAGCUGAAGUUGCGGUCCCUGCCUGUCUCAGGCACCAAGACAGACCUGAUUGAGCGCCUGCGAGCCUACCAAGAACAAGCCGGCCCCGCCCUCGGAGCCCCCAAGGGCCCGGCCACCACCUCCAUCCUGCCCAAGGCUGGCGAGGUGGUGGUAGCCUUCCCUGCAGCCCGGCUAAACACGGGGCCUGCCCUGGUGGCGGCAGGCCUGACCCCAGCCGAGGUGGUUGUGGCCACGGUAACCAGCAACGGAGUGGUGAAAUUUGGCAGCACGGGCUCUACACCUCCUGUGUCUCCCACCCCCUCAGAGCGCUCACUGCUCAGCACGGGUGAUGAGAACUCCACGCCCGGGGACACCUUUGGUGAGAUGGUGACAUCGCCCCUGACCCAGCUCACGCUGCAGACCUCACCGCUGCAGAUCCUUAUAAAGGAGGAGGGCCCCCGGGCUGGAUCCUGCUGCCUGAGCCCUGGGGUGCGGGCGGAGCUGGAGGGACGGGACAAGGACCAGAUGCUGCAGGAGAAGGACAAGCAGAUCGAGGAGCUGACGCGCAUGCUCCGGCAAAAGCAGCAGCUGGUGGAGUGGCUCCGGCUGCAGCUGGAGCAGGAGAAGCGGGCCCAGCAGCCCGCCCCGGCCCCGGCCCCAGUGGGCACCCCAGUGAAGCAGGAGAAUGGCUUCUCUAGCUGCCAGCUGAGCCGGCAGACCCCGGGCCCUACCCACCCCUUCAGCCCCAGCUUGGCGGCCCCCACUGCCCACCAUGUAGAUGCUUGUGUCCUGGUGCCCCCAGCCGUGGUGGUGAAGCAGGAAGCCGUGUUGCCUGAGCCCGAGCCAGCCCCCGUGCCCCAUCUGCUUCUGGGCCCACAGGGUCCCAGCGUCAUCAAGGGGGUCACACCUCCUACCCUCCUCACUGACUCCACAGGGACCCACCUUGUCCUCACCAAGACCAAUAAGAGUGAGGACAGCUCUGGCCUGGCUGGCGGGAGCUCCCAGCAGACAGACGAGCGGGCUCCCACCACAGUGCCACUGACAACGGGCUCCCUGCUGCCACAGUCCUCACAGCCCAGACCCUCCACCCAACCUGGUCCAAAGCCCUUGUCCCAGCCCGGUUUUCCAGCCCCUGGCCCAGCAGCCCAGAUGGACCUGGAGCACCCACCACCACAGCCCCUCCUUGGGGCCCCCACUUCUCUGCUGAAGAAGGAGCCACCUGGCUAUGAGGAGGCCGUGAGCCAGCAGCCCAGACAGCAGGUGAAGAAUGGUUCCUCGAGCCAGCAGAUGGAUGACUUGUUUGACAUUCUUAUUCAGAGUGGAGAAAUUUCAGCAGAUUUCAAGGAGCCACCAUCCCUGCCAGGGAAAGAGAAGCCUCUCUCGACAUGCGGGUCACCCCUGGCCAUGCAGUCCCCAUCCUCUGCUGAGCUUCCACAGGCUGCCUUGCCGCCGUCGGGCUCGCCAGCCAUCCCUGGGCGCCUGGAGGACUUCCUGGAGAGCAGCACGGGGCUGCCCCUGCUGACUGGUGGGCACGAGGGGCCAGAGCCCCUGUCCCUCAUUGACGACCUCCACAGCCAGAUGCUGAGCAGUUCUGCUAUCCUGGACCACCCCCCCUCACCCAUGGACACCUCGGAAUUGCACUUUGCAGCUGAGCCUAGCAGCGUGGGCCUGGACCUGGCUGAUGGCCACCUGGACAGCAUGGACUGGCUGGAGCUGUCGUCAGGUGGCCCCGCACUCAGCUUGGCUCCGCUGAGCACCGCUGCCCCCAGCCUCUUCUCCACGGACUUCCUCGAUGGCCACGACCUCCAGCUACACUGGGACUCCUGCUUGUAGCUCAGUCUGCAGAGCGAGGGCACCGAGGUGCUCGGUGCUGGUGGGCCUCGGGAACUAGGGAGCGCGGCUCUCUGCUGCCUGGCCCGGCCUCUCGUGCGGUCGUCCUGACAAUCACAGGCCCUGCUUUCCCUCCCUGGGAGGCUGGAGCAGGGGGUCCCUACACCUGGCUUGGGCUCACCAAGGAGAGACACUGCCAGCAGCUGCUCUGGGUCUCCCCCCAGGGUCUUGGGGUUUGGGCAGGCAUUCUACCUCACCUCCUAUGAGGUCAGAGGUGUAGCACCUGCAGCCUGCUCCGGCAGGCGAGACCCAAGUCCCCCCUUUUCCUGUGAGGGAGGAACUAGCUGGGCCUCUACCUCCCUGUGAUGCUGACCCCGGGGUUCCUGGCGUCCUAGGAGCGGGGUGGGGAUGGGGCUCAUUGCCAUUUUAGUGUUGGGGUGUAACCAUUUAGUGGCUGUUGGCAAACAUUUUCUGUACAGGUGUACAUAUCUAUAUCGCCAUACAUACAUGCAUAUAUUUUGGGGGAUAGGAGGCAGGUACAGCCACCUCCCAUCCUGUGCACAGAGGGAAGGGCCUGAAGACCACUGCUCCUGGGCCGGAUGCAGCUCAGCGCGGCCCCAUCACGUGUGUUUAACAUGUAGACACCCCACACCCCACCUGUCCUGCUUCUUACCAGAGACAAGGGCAGAGGGGCUUCCUGGCUGCCCACAUUCCGUCUUGCUGCCUCACUGCAGCCCCCACCGCUCUGGGGCCUGGCCUCCCCCCGGCCUGUCACUGUCACUCAUAGGGGAUUAGGGAGGGAGCCCGCAAAACCAGUGCUGGGAUAGAGGUGGGGAAAAUGUGUGGACUUUUUAAAAUAAAAACAAAACCAUUGCUUU
This is a messenger RNA of Manis javanica (Malayan pangolin), 4491 nucleotides long. It is a transcript of the gene MRTFA, whose product is annotated as myocardin related transcription factor A. The record is from RefSeq and is a predicted model, not a curated record. Gene Ontology annotation, biological process: smooth muscle cell differentiation; positive regulation of transcription by RNA polymerase II. Gene Ontology annotation, molecular function: transcription coactivator activity. Gene Ontology annotation, cellular component: nucleus. Lineage: Eukaryota; Metazoa; Chordata; Mammalia; Pholidota; Manidae.